This is a messenger RNA of Piliocolobus tephrosceles (Ugandan red Colobus), 1560 nucleotides long. It is a transcript of the gene GABRR3, whose product is annotated as gamma-aminobutyric acid type A receptor subunit rho3. The transcript is spliced from 9 exons. Gene Ontology annotation, molecular function: extracellular ligand-gated monoatomic ion channel activity; transmembrane signaling receptor activity. The coding region runs from base 1 to 1404 and encodes 467 amino acids. Gene Ontology annotation, biological process: monoatomic ion transmembrane transport. Gene Ontology annotation, cellular component: membrane. The record is from RefSeq and is a predicted model, not a curated record. Lineage: Eukaryota; Metazoa; Chordata; Mammalia; Primates; Cercopithecidae.
AUGACCCUGGCUUUCCAGUUGGUCUCCUUCACCUACAUCUGGAUCACAUUGAUACCAAAUGUUUGUGCUGCUUCUAACAUCAAGAUGACACACCAGCGGUGCUCCUCUUCAAUGAAACAAACCUGCAAACAAGAAACUAGAAUGAAGAAAGAUGACAGUACCAAAGUGCGGCCUCAGAAAUAUGAGCAACUUCUCCAUAUAGAGGACAACGAUUUUGCAAUGAGACCUGGAUUUGGAGGGUCCCCAGUGCCAGUAGGUAUAGACGUCCAUGUUGAAAGCAUUGACAGCAUUUCAGAGACUAACAUGGACUUUACAAUGACUUUUUAUCUCAGGCAUUACUGGAAAGACGAGAGGCUCUCCUUUCCUAGCACAGCAAACAAAAGCAUGACAUUUGAUCAUAGAUUGAUCAGAAAGAUCUGGGUGCCUGAUAUCUUUUUUGUCCACUCUAAAAGAUCCUUCAUCCAUGAUACAACUAUGGAGAAUAUCAUGCUGCGCGUACACCCUGAUGGAAACGUCCUCCUAAGUCUCAGGAUAACGGUUUCGGCCAUGUGCUUUAUGGAUUUCAGCAGGUUUCCUCUUGACACUCAAAAUUGUUCUCUUGAACUGGAAAGCUAUGCCUACAAUGAGGACGACCUAAUGCUAUACUGGAAACAUGGAAACAAGUCCUUAAAUACUGAAGAGCAUAUGUCCCUUUCUCAGUUCUUCAUUGAAGACUUCAGUGCAUCUAGUGGAUUAGCUUUCUAUAGCAGCACAGGUUGGUACAAUAGGCUUUUCAUCAACUUUGUGCUAAGGAGGCAUAUUUUCUUCUUUGUGCUGCAAACCUAUUUCCCAGCCAUAUUGAUGGUGAUGCUGUCAUGGGUUUCAUUUUGGAUUGACCGAAGAGCUGUUCCUGCAAGAGUUUCCCUGGGAAUCACCACAGUGCUGACCAUGUCCACGAUCAUCACUGCCAUGAGCGCCUCCAUGCCCCAGGUGUCCUACCUCAAGGCUGUGGAUGUGUACCUGUGGGUCAGCUCCUUCUUCGUGUUCCUGUCAGUCAUUGAGUAUGCAGCUGUGAACUACCUCACCACGGUGGAAGAGCGGAAACAAUUCAAGAAGACAGGGAAGAUUUCUAGGAUGUACAAUAUUGAUGCAGUUCAAGCCAUGGCCUUCGAUGGUUGUUACCAUGACAGCGAGAUUGACAUGGACCAGACUUCCCUCUCUCUAAACUCAGAAGACUUCAUGAGAAGAAAAUCGAUACGCAGCCCCAGCACCGAUUCAUCUCGGAUAAAGAGAAGAAAAUCCCUAGGAGGACAUGUUGGUAGAAUCAUUCUGGAAAACAACCAUGUCAUUGACACCUAUUCUAGGAUUUUGUUCCCCGUUGUGUAUAUUUUAUUUAAUUUGUUUUACUGGGGUGUAUAUGUAUGAAGGGGAAUUUCACAUGUAUACAACUUUAAAGCCAGACGAUGUUUCAAAACAAAACUCUUGAAUAUGAGGUGGAUAGUCCUAGAUGGAACUGGGAAAGAGCCAGUCACCUCUCCUGCCCUAGUGAAAAUUUGAAAGCUGACUUAUUUACAUCUAAGA